Messenger RNA from Dendronephthya gigantea, 4634 nucleotides. RefSeq names its product xanthine dehydrogenase/oxidase-like. The coding region runs from base 3 to 2783 and encodes 926 amino acids. The record is from RefSeq and is a predicted model, not a curated record. Gene Ontology annotation, molecular function: oxidoreductase activity; iron ion binding. The transcript is spliced from 28 exons. Lineage: Eukaryota; Metazoa; Cnidaria; Anthozoa; Malacalcyonacea; Nephtheidae.
UAAUGUGCGCUGUUGGAGCCACUGUUGUUAUUGGUAAAGUUGAUGGAUCAACACAGUCCUAUGGUUUGGAAGAUUUUCUAAAUGUUGACAUGCGGAACAAGGUGCUCCUCAGAAUCGAUAUUCCGUUUACUGCCAGUGAUGAAUUUGUAAGCACCUUUAAAAUCAUGCCACGACACCAGAAUGCGCAUGCGUACGUCAAUGCUGGAUUCAAGGCUACGAUGGACUCAACCUAUGCGAUAAAAGGAAUUCCAAGUUUAAUGUUUGGUGGUGUGAAGCUUUCUCCGUUUCGGGCAAGCGGUACACAGCAGUAUCUUUCAGGAAAGAAUAUUCUCGACUCUGAAACAUUAAAAGGUUGUAUGAAUGCAUUGGGUAAAGAAAUUAUACCAGAGUCAACACCACUCACUGCAAGUGCAGAAUAUCGCAAAAGUUUGGCUCUUUCUUUGUUUUAUAAGUUUUAUCUUAGUCUUCUUGGUGAUAAAGCAAGUUCCAGAGUGAUUUCUGCUGCUGUUCCGUAUGUAAGACCGAUAUCUUCAGGACAACAAAGUUUUGAUACAACUCCAAGUGAAUUUCCUUUGACACAGCCCAUGACGAAAACCACUGCAAAAUUACAGGCUUCAGGCGAGGCUGAAUACAUAGAUGAUAUACCCAGGCUAGAGGGAGAAAUUUAUGGAGCAUUUGUUACAACGACAAAGGGUAACUGUAAGCUAUCAAGCGUGGACGUAUCUGAAGUUUUGAAAAUACCCGGCGUAUUAAAAUAUAUUUCUGCAAAAGAUAUUCCUGGUGAGAAUAAUUUUGUGCCUGAGGGCAAGGAAAAAAUAUUCUGUGAAGACGAUGUUGAAUAUGCCGGCCAGGCAGUUGGAAUGAUCAUUGCAAUUAGCCAAAGCUUGGCCGAUGAAGCUGCUGAGAAGGUGAAGAUAACGUAUUCCGACUGCAAGAAACCAAUCAUAUCAAUCCAAGACGCAAUUGAAGCCUCGUCAUUUUUCUCAGAUCAAAUUGUAAAUCAAACCUUUGGCGAUAUUGAUGGAGCUAUGGCGUCAUCAACGCAUAUUAUCACCGGGGAAAUUUCACUAGGGACACAACAUCACAUUCACAUGGAAACACACACGUGUCUUUGUAUCCCAAGCGAGGAAGAGAUGAAGGUCUACGCUGCGACACAAUCUACUAAGACCACUCAGAUGUCAAUAGCUCAGGUUUUGAACAUACCAGUGAACAGUGUCAGUGUUUCAUGCAAGCGAUGUGGUGGAGGUUAUGGCGGGAAAAUAUUUCGUGCUGCAGUCAACUCAAGCGCUUGUGCUCUGGCGGCUUACGUCAUGAACAGACCUGUGCGUUUGAGAAUGAACCUCAAAACCAACAUGGAAAUGGUUGGGAAGAGAUUUUCUUACCUCGCAAAGUACAAGAUUGGUGUUUCGGAAGAAAGCUUAUUGAAAGGCAUUGAUAUCACAUGUUACGCGGCUUGUGGAAAUGCGACAACUGAAUGUAUACUAAUGUUCUUCCCUCUGAUUCUGGAUAAUGCGUAUUAUUGUGAAAAUUGGAAAUUUCAAGGCGUACCUUGCAAGACAAACACAGCAGCCAAUUCCUAUACACGUUCACCAGGGACAUUACCAGCGGCUUUCAUUACUGAAACAAUGAUGAAUCACUUGGCCAAAGCAUUAAACAAGAGCCAAGAAGAGAUAAGAGAAAUCAACUUCUACCAGAAAGGACAGACAACCUACUAUCAACAACAUCUGCCUUUUUGCAACAUGUCUGAAAUAUGGCAAGAUUUGAAGAAAUCAAGUGAAUUUGACAAGCGUAGAACUGCUAUUGAAUCAUUUAACAAGGAAAAUCGUUGGCGUAAGCGAGGAAUGAGCAUAGUGCCACUGAGAUGGGGCGUUGGGUAUCACCCAGGCGUUCGGUUUACCGCUUAUGUCGCAAUAUUUCGUAAAGAUGGCACUAUAGCCAUAUCACAUGGAGGGGUUGAAAUAGGACAAGGGAUAGACACAAAGGUUUGUCAAGUCGCUGCUUACACACUCGGCUUUGGUCUGACUGUUGAUAAGAUCGCAAUUAAACCAGCAACAAGUUUUCUAAAUCCAAAUGGUGCAGGAACUGGGGGAAGUAUAACAAGUGAAUUAUGCUGUGAGGCGGUCAUACAUUGCUGCAAUAUGCUGAAGGAAAGAAUAUCACCCGUAGCAAAAGAUAUGCCACAAGCCACAUGGCCUGAGAUUAUUGACAAGUGUUAUGAAGAGGGUGUUGAUUUGUCUGCAAAAUACAUGUUGUUACCAAAGCCUCCUCAGCCGUUUUUUAAUUAUAACAUUUUCGCUGCGACUUGUACGGAGGCCGAGAUUGAUGUGCUCACUGGAGAGACAGAAAUACUCAGAACGGAUAUUUUGUUUGACUGUGGAAAAAGCAUGAAUCCUGAAAUUGACAUUGGACAAGUGGAAGGAGCAUUCAUCAUGGGUCUUGGUUAUUGGUUGACUGAGAAAGCAAUAUAUGAUCCUCUGUCUGGUCUGGAACUUACUAAUGGAACAUGGGAUUACCACCCCCCGUUUUCAAAAGAUAUUCCAAUAGAUUUCCGGGUGAACUUUAUUAAAGAUGCCCCAAACCCGCUUGGUGUUCUUGGCUCAAAAACUACUGGUGAACCACCUCAGUGUAUGUCAUCUUCCUGUUUGUUCGCUGUCCAAGAUGCGAUAUAUCACGCUCGUGAGGAGACUGGGCAAGACAAAGAUUACUUUCCGCUUGAUGGUCCAGCUACAGUUGAGGUCACACAGUUGAAGUGUUUAGUUGAUCCAACACAAUUUAUUAUUUAACGAAUGCGAAAAAAAUUUGAAGAGUGAGAAACAUAACCUCAAUAUUAGUUUUCAGGCGAAGAUAAAAUUCUUAUGCCGACCAUUAUUUAGCCAUUGAAAAAGGGGAUUAGUCGUUUCUAUUAGAUAUAACUGAUCAAUAAAAUUUUUUAUUCAUAGCACGGAUGAGUCGAGGUUCUUCUAAGUGGGGCCUAGCCAGAAAAACGUUAAUACGAAUACCCGAUCUUUCUCGCGCACAAAUAUGUGACAAUUUCCAUGAAAAUAAAUAAUAGAUACCAAGAAAUCAGUUAAAAAUCAAUAAUAAAAAUCGAUUGCUUAGAACAUUAUCGGGAUUGAGGACUCGUUAGGACCGCAGAAGAACAUGACAACAUUAUGAGCGUGACGUUUUCACCAACUGCUAAAUACCAAUUCAGCGGUCCAGUCAAAUCGGCCUGAUGCAUAUAAUUGUCCCCCGCCCCCACGUUUUAAUAAUUACCACAUCGAAACCAGGAGGGGAAAGUUUAAUUAGAUUCAAGCAGACUUGUUUAAAAAAUUUGCACAUAUUGUCACACAAGGCCCUUGAUGGCUGACUCUCAUAUGUGGCAAUCGUUUAUUGGCCACUGAUGUUUAUUGCUGGCGAUGUGCUUUUUUGUCACCAAUCACUGACGAGGAUUCAAGGCGGGACAUUAGGCACAAACAUGUUACGCGUCAAACUGGCCGAUUUCGAUGUUAAGGGCGGCCUCCACCUACUGUUAUACGUACAAAAAAAUUAACUACGACGGCCGGUUUCGUAUCACUGAGCAUGCGCCAAGUCGGCCGCACUGAUUGUACCAGUGGACUGUAUGUACAAAGUGUGUUUCGCCUGCGAGCAAUAUGUUUCGCCUGCGAGCAAUAUGCGCCUGUUCGCAGGCUGGAAUGUGUGCAGACAGUGCGAUAAACACGUCAUAUUGAUGCAUUAGCAAACUCAUAAAGUGAUCGCAGAAGGUUAUGAAUUUGUUAUGAAUUUGUUUCUACGAAGUUCGCUGACUCCGGUCUAAUGAGCUUUUGGGAAACGAUUAUCAAAGUUUGUGUAUUUUUUCGCGGGAAACGAAGAAUUUGUGAUUACAAUAUUAUGCAAUACAAAGCAAGUUGACAAAAAAAAUUAAUUGAAUUUAUUGAAUAUGCUGUAACUUUCCUGAUAGGCGAUAAUCUUUCCUCAAUCCCACAACAACAAUCCUCCAUCGUUGUGCGUGUUUUGAAAGCUCGCACUUUUGCCGCACUUGAGUGGGUGUUUUUGAGAACCUGAUUGUGAAGGUUUACCUUAAAUCUUUCCUUGAUUUAGAGGAGUUGUUUUUCUCGAUCAACAAUAAUACAAUUUCUGGGUCACAUGAGCGUGAGUGAGUGCAUUCCUUGAGUACAGGCGCAUAGUGAAAUAUUUAAGUUGAGUUCGCAACCGCUACCUGUAAUUUCUACCUUGCCGUGUUCAAAACAGAACAUUGUUUCUGACAGGUUGUGCGGUUUAGUGAAAGGGUCAAAGAUAGCGAGCUCUUGUAACAUUCGCCGAUCGUUUGCACAAAGUGGCAACACAUUGGCAUUGCAAGCCCAGCGAAACUUUGUUUGCACUAAGUAGGAUAAAUAAAUAAAGUGAUGUAUGUAUGUAUUAUACGAAUGUAUGUAUGAAUGGCAAAACCAUUUGUUUGCAGAUAGUGGGGGCACUAUAUUGCAAAGCUGAGUUGCCUAACUAGCGUUUAUUUUCGUGUUGUGCCUCACGUCUCACGACCCGACGAGAUUACGUGUUGUCUAAUAUGCUUAGCUUAUCUGGGGAUAUAUCUUUCAAUUAUAAACGUCACCGUUCACCCCGGGUUAUAUUCGUUCGUAAUUGAUAUACACUGGUAA